Racocetra persica is the source of this 324-nucleotide messenger RNA. The record is from the annotation of a GenBank genome assembly. Lineage: Eukaryota; Fungi; Glomeromycota; Glomeromycetes; Diversisporales; Gigasporaceae.
GGGGACUGCGGAGAACUGGAAGCGCAUCGUGGCCACAGGUGUGCCUGUGAACGUCCUUCUCCGUUAUGUCUUACCCGAAAGCUCGAUCUAGCCUUGCGCGGAAGUUGUGUUACAGUUGGUAAUAUUAAGCAAUUUGAAAAAAUAGUUGAAGCUUAUCCACAAAAUACCGUGGGUAUUAUUGUAACGUCAUCUCAAAAAAGAUGCUCAUUCAAUAGUUCGAAACGUGCAAAGUCUUCAAAGUCUUCAGCUAGUAUUUUAUUUACGAGUGUUAAUGAAAUGGCAACUGAUAUUCCGGCAUACUUUUUAUUAAGAAAGGAUUAUUAA